GCACAAUUUAUAAUUUUUGGUAAUAAAUUUAGACAAUUCAAUGGAUAUUGUCGAAUAUUUUUUUAGUUGAGUUUGAGACGUAGAAACGAAAUAAUUAAAUCAUUAUUUUUGGGUGAAAAUAUAUUGUAAAAUUAAAAUGACGAAUAAAUUAAACAGAUUAUUUGUAUUAUUUGUAAUUAUACAAUUACUGGGACUAUCGGAAAGAGUUGAAUGCGGCAGAUAUCAGCCGCCGCAAAAAGGAAGGGGAAAAGCAUUUGGCGCCGGUAUUUUAGCUGGUGGUUUAGCUGGAGCUGCUAUGGGCCAUAUAUUAACCCGUCCAAACGCACCACAGGAAGUCCAUCAUCAUCAUCAUGUUAUAGACCCUAAUGCUGCCGCUCCCAUUGCAGCACCCAUUCCUAAUCCAAUGCCACAACCAAGACCUUCUACCAUAAUCGAAAGAGGUGAAACUUUUUCGAACGGUUGUUAUAAAGAAAUUAUUAAGGAACCCGAUGUGAAUGAUCCAACGAGAUUUAUCGAAACGGCACAAUUGAUAUGUCCACAAUUUUUGCCACAGCCAGCGCCACCUUUAUAUGUACAUCAAAUACCAGUACAACAGCCUCAACCAAUAAUACCAGUUGUACAUGCACCAGUUCCUUCAUUCCCUCAAACACCAACAGAUGUUAAUUCACAACAUAUUCCGGCUCCUACAUAUGUACCAGCAGCACCUUUAAUACCACAACCAAUUCCCGAGCAACCUGCUGCCCCCAUUGAAGUUAAUCCUGCACCACAAACUCUCGAAACCCCUGCUGAAUUUUCACCAAACACAGAACCAGCUCAUAACGCAGUUUUAGCUCCGCUUAAUCCCAUUCCUCCAGCACCUGAACAAUCUACUAAUUUAGUGCCUGAUUUACCCACAAUACCAGUUAUAAAGCAUCAUAUACCACAACCAGCAAUAGUACAACAUUCUGUACAACCGGCAGCACCAGUAGCUGUUCCAGCUCCUGAACACUCUGGCAAUAUAGUACCUGCUUUACCCGUGAUGCCUGUUGUUAAUCAUCAUCUACCACAACCAGCUAUAGUCCACCAUCAUGUACAGCCCGUUGCCCCAGUUGCUCCAGUUCCAAUUCCAGCCCCGGCAGAACCCUCACAAGUUAUUGUGUUGUCGAAGAAGACUGGUUUUUAUGAGGAGGAUAAGAAAAAGAAUUCGGGAAAUAGCUUGUCAAAUAACUUCGGUUUUCUUAUAUUGCUGUUAGCAAUUGUGCGUCUGUUUUAAUUCAGGUUUAAAUGGGUUUUGCGACUUAGAAUGCGCCCACUAAAAAUUUUAAAAUUAACUUAAAAUGUUAAAAUAUAUUUUUUGAAAUAAAAACAAAAUUUUUUGUAAAUGACUUCCAAAACUAAA
This is a messenger RNA of Lucilia sericata (common green bottle fly), 1378 nucleotides long. RefSeq names its product leucine-rich repeat extensin-like protein 5. NCBI's taxonomy places the organism in Eukaryota, Metazoa, Arthropoda, Insecta, Diptera, Calliphoridae. Bases 137 to 1252 code for a protein of 371 amino acids. The transcript has 2 exons. The record is from RefSeq and is a predicted model, not a curated record.